This is a messenger RNA of Paramecium octaurelia, 846 nucleotides long. The record is from the annotation of a GenBank genome assembly. NCBI's taxonomy places the organism in Eukaryota, Ciliophora, Oligohymenophorea, Peniculida, Parameciidae.
AUGAAAUUUAAGCUUCUUUUUGUGAAUUUUAUACUCUCCAGUUCCAAGGAUAUGCCAGAUUUAGAAUUCCUAAAAUAGACACCUGUGAUUAUGCUGAAUGACAAUAACUGGGAUGCAGUCACUCAUCUAGGCAACGAAGGAUUAGAAAAACCAUGGUUUGUAUUCUUUUGGGCUCCCUGGUGAAAAGGUUGUCAUAGAAUGGUUAAAAUUUGGGAAGAAAUGGAAUCAACCCUACAAUGGCACUCUAAACAUUGGUGCGAUGGAUACGUUUCAAUUUACAUUAGCAAAGUUAUAAUUAAGAACUUAUUGGCGAUAGGAUUGGUAUAACCAAAUAUCCGACCUUUGUAAUUUUUGAUACUGAUAAUAAGAUGUAUUUUUAUAAAGAUAAAAUCAUUAAUUAAUCUCUAGAAUCUACCAACAUUGGUAAUUUCACUCGAUUCGUAGAUGAAAAGAAAUAUCUACAUCUAGAACCUUAUGACACUCCUAAAGAAAUUGAUCAUUUCAAAAAAUGGUUAAGAAGAAUAUUCUCAUUAAAAAUGGUAAUCAAUAACCACUUUCAUCUAGGUGCCUGUUUACGUCGUUGUUGCCUUUUAUAGUAGUUUUGACAUCCUUAUACAUUUAUGGUAAUAAGCAGGAGAGGAAGGCUAAAUCAGAAGCUAAAAGAGUAAUAUUAGAAUGAUAUAGAAAAUCAUUAGAGUAAUAAGAAAGGGAGGAGUACCUUAAGAAAAAAAGAGAUUAAUUUUGUUAAUAGGUUAAUAUUCUUAUAAUACUUUGUUUUCUUUCACUUCACAAUAUAAUAAUUAAAAUACAAACUUAAAAACUAAUAUUUAAUUUGAUUUUUUGUGA